UUGUCUGCUCCAAUGUUUUCCACAGCGACGGGUUUCUGAGUAACUCCUUCCGCUCCGCGUCUCAGCCGGAUUCUCCGCCCAGCCGCGAAGCUAACAACACUUAUAAAAGACCACAUCACUUACUUCCUUCAUAGUUUACUCAGUUUUUACUUUAGAAACACAGUUGAAGAUGACGGACCGUUAUAACAUCCACAGUCAGCUGGAGCAUCUGCAGUCGAAGUACAUCGGCACGGGUCACGCAGACACCAGCAAAUGGGAAUGGCUGGUUAACCAACACAGAGACUCAUACUGCUCCUACAUGGGCCAUUUUGACCUUCUCAAUUACUUUGCCGUCGCUGAGAACGAGAGCAAGGCUCGGGUCCGCUUUAACCUGAUGGAGAAGAUGCUGCAGCCGUGUGGUCCGCCAGCUGACAAACCUGAAGAUGCUUAGGGUCUUUUUGACUGGAUGUUUUAUGUUCAUUCAGUGCUGGGAGAUCAAAUGUAGAGACCCCGGACUCAUGGGGGGUUGUGGGCGAUCUUUGAAUCCUCAUGACUGGUUCACAAACAAUGUUUUGUUCUUUUUUUAUGAUAUUUUGUAUAGGUUGUUGAACUACAAGUGUGUUUGAAGAAAAUAAAGUUGAUAUCCAAUCACAAA
Messenger RNA from Puntigrus tetrazona (Sumatra barb), 634 nucleotides. It is a transcript of the gene sf3b5, whose product is annotated as splicing factor 3b, subunit 5. The record is from RefSeq and is a predicted model, not a curated record. NCBI's taxonomy places the organism in Eukaryota, Metazoa, Chordata, Actinopteri, Cypriniformes, Cyprinidae. The coding region runs from base 170 to 430 and encodes 86 amino acids. Gene Ontology annotation, biological process: mRNA splicing, via spliceosome. Gene Ontology annotation, cellular component: U2 snRNP; precatalytic spliceosome. The transcript is spliced from 2 exons.